AUGCGGGAAAAUUAUAAUUUUAAUCAUUGUUACUUGAGUGAAUAUGAAAAGGCGAUAAGAGAUACGGACGAGAAUUUCUCAAUAGAAGAUUAUGAAGUAUUUCAAAUUUUAAAGAACAAGACUUAUUGA
Messenger RNA from Funneliformis caledonium, 129 nucleotides. Lineage: Eukaryota; Fungi; Glomeromycota; Glomeromycetes; Glomerales; Glomeraceae. The record is from the annotation of a GenBank genome assembly.